AUGGGCCGACCACUCUCACAGUGCGCCCUCUGUCGAACUUUACCCCAGUCAGGCUCCAAGGGGCCCUGUACACAUGGAAGGGGAGAUUCACAGGGUUCUAAUCUUUCACAAACUUACUCCAGCCUGCAUCUCGAGGAAUCUACUUCCUCAUCUGAAACUGACGGCGAAUUCUCGGAGGGUGUUGAGGACGAAAUCUCUGAGGACGUAGGUCUUCAAGCAGAAUCGGAUAAGGAAAUUCUAGAAAGGGCAGACUUGUUCGCUCAACUCCCAUUUGCUCAAUCUGAAUCAUUGAGUGAUUUAAGCCGCACACUGAACAAUAUCGAACCCAACACCUCGCAGCCAGCCUGGAGACUUCGAGUACUCCGGGAAUUGAAGGCGUACUUCUCCUGCUUCUCGCCAUCGACGCCCCCCAUCCCGCCAGGGAAAACAAGGGUGACCUGGCAAUGUGUAUGCGGGGCAGAGCUUCACGACGACUACACCGAGCUCAGAACCGGCGCCGCAAGAGAGCUUGAAAGCUUUCUGAGACGUUCAUCACAUAGUCUCCGUAGAAAUCUGCAAUUUUCUUGGAAGGAAAACAUCAAACGAGUUGGAGGACUACUGAAAAUAACCUUGACCACGGGACAGAAGCUUGGAAUUGGGAGGGCAGCUCAAGCACCAGGGCUGGUUAACACCGAAUGUGCAACUCGCACUCCUGCCCACUCUGCAUCAGACGUUUCCUACCUCCUCAUAUGUCACAGUGCGGCAGCGGGGCAAGAGGUACUCAAACUUCGGCAGCUAGAUAUCUGUGAUAUCGACAGCGACAAGAAACUAUUUGAGUUUCUCAGUAAGGAGUACAGCAACAUUCGGAAACGAUGGUGGUCCUGGAUUUCAUUCUGGACACUUCAAAAUAUCAAGUUCGCUAGAUUUGAACUGUAUGAGAACGAAUUUGUGGACAUCAGAAAGCCGGAUGAAGUUCCUCCACCAAAUCGGGAUCACGAGUACCGGCAUGGACCUCCCAACCCACCGGAAUUACAACCACCACUUGGAUCAAACUUGCUCAUGCAUUCCUUUAUCCAUCCCGAAAAGAUUGGAUGCGGGAAGAGACGCCUAAGGCAAAUUCCACGAAGACUCAAAGAGAGGCUAUCACUCGCUGAGGAUGAUCAGGACAAUAUUGGCUGGGGCCUUCAAUUCGUCGAGGGUUGGAAUCGCAAAAGGCUUGUUGCGAUUGUCUCAACUGGGAUAGCGAGUUUGCUUAUCCCGAUUAUAUUCCCUGCCCUGGAUCAUAAUAUCCAGAAGGCCGCCGCUAUUUCGAGCUUUAUGCUGUCGUUAGUCACCCUCCGCAUCGCGGCCUUAAAUUCGUCUUAA
Molecule: messenger RNA, 1344 nt
Organism: Hyaloscypha bicolor E
Lineage: Eukaryota; Fungi; Ascomycota; Leotiomycetes; Helotiales; Hyaloscyphaceae
Exons: 3
Coding region: 1-1344 (447 amino acids)
Source: RefSeq, a predicted model, not a curated record